Olea europaea var. sylvestris is the source of this 529-nucleotide messenger RNA. RefSeq lists its product as uncharacterized. The transcript has a single exon. The coding region runs from base 73 to 276 and encodes 67 amino acids. NCBI's taxonomy places the organism in Eukaryota, Viridiplantae, Streptophyta, Magnoliopsida, Lamiales, Oleaceae. The record is from RefSeq and is a predicted model, not a curated record.
GCCGUCGGAUCGUCUUGUCAAAUUUUUCUCGAUCAAAGACCCACACAGUGGAAGGCGAAAGCGAGAAGAAAAAUGUGUUUAUUGCUAUGUAGUAAAGAGGAAAAAGAAGUUAGAAGGCAACAGGCUUCUGGGGCAUGCCCUAACUGUGGAGGGAAAGUGGAAGCAGUGGAUGUUGGAAUUCAAUGGAGAUUUUUCUGUUUGCCCUUAUGUUUCAUAUUCAAGAGGAAGUAUUUUUGUAAUCUUUGUUCAAGGCGUUUGGUUCUGUAUAAUUGUUGAACAGUUUAGAAUUUGGAUCAAGAAUCAAUUUCAGUACGUGGGUUGAUGUUGAGUUUUUUGUUACUUGAAUGUGUAUAUAUAGUUUUGUUUAGUUUUAAGAUGAAAAUGUUAAUUUGGUCUGAUUUGAUCUGAUCAUUUGGUUUCUACUUUCUUGAUUCUUGUUUCUUUUGUAAUAGUGGAAGAAAAAUGUGUUUAUCAAUGAAUUGACAAGGAAUAGUUAUGGUUUUAUUUGCUAAUUAAUCAUUGUGGGUUU